CACUACCGUGCGGUUGCGGUUGUGUAGAGGCUCAUGAUAGAUCAUCAACAAUACUAACAGGAUUCCAAUAUCAGGUAUUGCGUGAAGACGCCCAGAAGUGGCCUGCGCAUCCAUCGAGUAUACUUGCGUCCAGCUGCCCCUAACGUGGCCUGCGCAGUCUAACAGUUUCGUGAACAGGUUGAUAUCUUUAUUGAGUAUCUGCAUCCCUAUUCUGCUGGGAGUGAGUUCGUGGCAAUCUGUGCCCGAUCCAAGAGAUGACAUGCCCGCGCUUUGAGGUAUGAUCCGAGUUGUAACACAUAUGGCUAGUUGAUCUGAUACAGUUGCGCUACAACACUGUGUGGUCUGGGCCACACUAGGGCAAUUGCCUUGCUUUGCCUGAGAUAGCAUUAGGGACAUACAUCCCGAACUUCCCCCGGACGUUUGCCAAAAGGUCAUCCGGUUUUAACCCAGUCUAGUUUGUAGUGUAGCUUGUCAAUAUUAGAUCCCUUUUCAUACGUUUUGCGCGCUUAGGUCGCCUCAAUAUUGUACGCUUUCACCCGGCCGAGGCGCCGAGACGCCUUCGGCCGGAGAUUGUUACCCUCUCCUUGUGCAGAUACUCCACUAUGUUGCCACCUUAGCUUGUAUGGCGCGCUGGGCUAGCCAGGGCUAGUAAGUCGGGUCGCAAUGUCGUGGGCACCGGAGCAGUUACCCAAGCUCCUUUCGAUCCUUGAAAGUGCGUUGUGCAAUGAUGAAGAUUUCGGCUACGAUACUGCGGUCGGGCUCGUCGCUAAGGAAGCCAAGUUCAGGGCUAAGUUAGACUCGUUUGCUUGCAAUCCCGCGACGUAUGUUCACGAGUCGCUGCGCCAUUUUGCUAGCAUGUCUGAUUACCCUAUCUUCCAAGACUGUAUGCACUAUGCCGCAAUCCAGUUUCGGGCAGAAAUCCGUAGGAUUGUCCCUGGGUCAACCGUCACCUUUGCCACGUGCAAGCAAGCGCUGCGCCAGCUUUUGCUGCCCCCACCUGAGCCUAUUCCGUUACCCGCUGAGAUGUCCAUGCAGCAGCCGCAGUGCCAACUAGCGUCGGGCCAGUCUACUACGCCAAGUGGCUGUUCAGCCGGACAAUCCGUACCACCACCUGCGAACCUUGACGGCUUUCCAGAGGCGCCGCUUGCUCCCAGCAUGCUAAGCGUAUCUAAGAGUGCUGGGCCCUCGCAGGGGGCUGUCGUGGAUAGCGUUGCUCCCACCCCAUCGCAUGGGUCUCAAGACAGGUAUUCCGAGCAGAAUCUGCCUGUACGUCCGUCAUCCAAGCAGCCCGUUGCUGCUGAGCCCAGGAGCGUGCAUGCGCAAGUGCCUCUAGAUUCGUCCGUUGCAACCGCUCACGUCUUUAGCACGCCCGUUGCCUCUGCCGAUGGUCCACGUACCGUUGCUGAGCCGGUUGCUCCCAAUGCGAAUGUUACAUUACCUGCCGCAUCAUCGCUGUCAUCUGCGCCCGUAAUGUGUGAAAGCCCUCCUGAGCCGUACCCCCUGGUGGACAUACCAGGCGUCGCUGCGGCCCCCGAUCCUGCGGCCAGCAUGGACGGCUUCCCUUCCUCGUCUAGCUCCAUCCGCGGCCCUGACGCGCUGUUCGGCAGCUCAGCCAGGCCCGCUUCCUCUGCGAGCACCUCCUCUGACGGUGGUGGCACCGCCAAGCCUACCCACAAGGCCCACAGUGGCCGCCGCCCUGUCAGGCUUCCCUCCCAGCCGCCCUACGACGGCUCUGUGCCGCGUGCUCGCGGCCGCCGCCUCUGCACCAGCAAGUUCCUGCGCCUUUUCAACCGCCGUCGUCAUCGGCGCCGCCCCAUUUUCCCCGCCGGUCGCCUCCCUUGCGGCCACCGCCAGCUCUGACGCAAGCUGCGGUUCACAUCAUUAACAUAACGCGUCUCUCUCAUGCGUCCUUUCACGUCACAUGUCUAUCCAGGCGUGAUGACCCUUGCCCUUCCCUUCCGAGAGCAGGUUUGCAGGCGGAUGUUGCAUGCACAUGAAGGUCGAGUCGCGUGGCUGUCACGGAUGCAUGAUGCUGGUCGGCUUUACGUUCGUUUGGCGCCGUCCGGUGCGUUGUGGGUGUUUCUGUUUCAGUCGCCGGUUAUUAAAAGUCGCCUUAUGAUGGGUAACGUCGUGCCGUCGUACUGGGUCCCGCUUGUGUGAUUUUGGAGGAGGGGUCCAGCCGUUUGCUUCGCUGUUUAGAUGGGAUUUCUUAAGUCGGCUUUGGUUUCUUUGGUGAGAUUGGAGUCAGGCGGUUUUAUAGCUAUCUGAGGGAUUCUUUUGGUUGAGGGUUGGUUUUCGCAGGGGGGGAGUGCCAGCGUGUUACGUCCUGAAUACGGCUGUUGCCGUUGUGCCUUUGUUUUCCAGCUUUUACAGCAGCAGCGUGAGACAUCAGGCCAGCUACAGCCGUUAGUCAGCAGCAGCGCUUCGAUUACAGCAUCAUCACUUCGUUAUCAGCGCAGCACAGCUUCAUCAUGGGUUUACAGCAACAGUUACAUGGGUUCAUAUGGCCAUCUCCGCCCACGUGGGAACAGCCACGCCACCUCCGGCGUCUUGGCUGUUGGGGGGGAGAUUGUGGGCGGUCUUGCCUGCAUUCUUCCUCUCACUUUCGCUCGAGCACCGCCGUCGCCGUCGGCUUGCCCCAUACCUCCAUCUACUCCCUUGGCUAUUCUAUCAUCGCCUUCUGGUACCAUCGGCAUAUUUGGUCGACACAUUUGGUUGUUACACGGCGUCUACAACCUCGACCAUCGGGCCCGCGCUGCUACUACGCUAGCGCCGCCCCUCUACGCGCAUUCCAGGCCUCCUCCAUAUGGCCUCUCUCUCCACCACCUCCCAGGACGUGACGUCACCGUCCUGCUGGCUCAUAGCCGGCGCCAUGGCAACCCGCUAGUUUCAUACUGGCGAGCUCCGGAGCUUUCACCUGAGGGGAUCCCGGGAUUAGGGAUUUUUAGGGUUUAGUUAAGGUUAGUAGGAUUGCACGAGAGCGCUGGGAUCUGGGGGGGAGACACCUGAACAAUGAGUGGCCACUAGUUUUGAGCAGUCGGUUAAGGAUCUGGGGGGGAGCUGUUUGGGUUGUUUGCUUUGGGUAGCUGCGUGGUUUGUCGCAGCCUGCUGCAAUAGGAUAAGGUUUGGUCUUGUCGGAAGUGUACUUCGUUUUCUUUUAGCAAAUGAUGCGCAGCUGGUAUGCUGUCACAACAUAAGCGUUUCGGGAAGAGCAGGUUGUGAAAUGUUGAGAAGGAGGUGAGGUUAGUUUUGCAGGUCGUAGUACGUAGCCAGACAGGUUUUUAGGCAGGUUUCCUUGCAGGCGCUAGAUCCGUUGUCGUGGUUAAAGGAGGAAUGAUUGGGGUUUGGAGGUGCGAUGUUGGCUAGCAGUCGAGCAGGAUUCAGCUUGGAGGAGGCGGAGAUCGCGUUCUCAGCAGGUUGUUUUGUCGCACACACUCCAGUGCCAGAGGAGUCGCACCCCUCAUCAACUUACACCGCCUGGGACCUGGCCUGCGGGCCCAGACUCCGAAC
Astrephomene gubernaculifera is the source of this 3510-nucleotide messenger RNA. The record is from the annotation of a GenBank genome assembly. Lineage: Eukaryota; Viridiplantae; Chlorophyta; Chlorophyceae; Chlamydomonadales; Astrephomenaceae.